AGGGUCAGAUCAAAGUUAAAGGCUCACCAGUAACAACCUAAAUUUCGUUUCUCUAAAACUGGCUCACAACCGGUUCCAAUCCAAAUCCUCCGUUUCGUAAUGCUUCUGGUUAAUGGCACCACCAACACCUUCCGUCCACACUUCCUAAAAAGUUUAGCCAUUGUUGGACAACGGCUGGCCCACUCUGGUGAUAAGUGCGCCAAGAAGAAGAAGGACACCAGAAAGUGCGAGAAGUAUGUACCAGCCAAUGCGAUGAAGCCAGAAUGUCUACCGGUCAAUGCGCAGGUUCCGAAAUACUACAAGCAGCUCAAUCCUUGCAAAACUGACAAAGAACUGGCCGUGCUGCAUCCCAAGUAUCUGGGUGUCUGGGGUCGCUGUGAUAUACCGUACAAACCAGAGCCAUGGUGUCAGGAUCCCUGUGACCUCGUCGAACGAAUGGAUGACAAGCACUAUAAGCCCAGCAAAUCUCUGGAUCGCGAGUUUGACCAAUACUGGGUCGAGUGCUUCUUCCGGAAGCAAAAGCGUUGCUGCCGCAAGGUUGCACCGGAACGGACACACCGCGUCAUAACCAGUAAGUGCGGUAGAGCUGCCAAACCGAAGCCAUGCGCUACCGUAAAUCCCAUGCCCUGCAGACAGGAGGCCAAGGCUGGACCCUGUCCCAAGAUGAGCCUCUGCGAUUGUCCGCCAGCUAGCGCCAAAACCAAUUGCCGUGUGGCUCCUCGAAGAAAAAGAUGCCGCCGUCGGGCAUGUCAGUAUCCCAGCUUCUCUGAAUGCCAACACGACGAGCUGAACAAGCUCAGACCCGUCGAGUGUCGCUGUCUGGAGGUGCCGCCUCUUUGCCUUGUCUACCGCUACGCUCUUCUCAAUCACCGUCAUCCCUGUGAUCCACUAGGGCGCCGGGAUCCCUGCGAGUCUUGAGAAACGUUUUUAGUGGUUUAAUUCCGGGUUUAUUUUGGAGAAUCGAAAUUUUUGGUUAAAUAAAGUUGAGCUAAUGAUCAUUUUAAAGAGCA
Molecule: messenger RNA, 1010 nt
Organism: Drosophila eugracilis
Lineage: Eukaryota; Metazoa; Arthropoda; Insecta; Diptera; Drosophilidae
Exons: 1
Coding region: 100-918 (272 amino acids)
Source: RefSeq, a predicted model, not a curated record